GCGUUUCAAGAUGUCGAUCGAGAUCGAGUCCUCCGAUGUGAUCCGGCUGAUCAUGCAGUACCUGAAGGAGAACAGCCUGCACCGGGCCCUCGCCACGCUCCAGGAAGAGACGACCGUCUCCCUCAACACCGUGGACAGCAUUGAGAGCUUCGUGGCCGACAUCAACAGCGGGCACUGGGACACGGUGCUGCAGGCCAUACAGUCGCUGAAGCUGCCCGACAAGACCCUUAUCGACCUCUACGAGCAGGUUGUGCUGGAGCUAAUUGAGCUCCGGGAGCUGGGUGCUGCCAGGUCCCUCCUCAGGCAGACAGAUCCCAUGAUCAUGCUGAAGCAGACUCAGCCAGAGCGGUACAUCCACCUUGAAAACCUUCUGGCCAGAUCUUACUUUGAUCCUCGUGAGGCAUAUCCUGAUGGAAGCAGCAAAGAAAAGCGGAGAGCUGCUAUUGCACAAGCUUUAGCUGGAGAGGUCAGCGUGGUGCCUCCAUCUCGUCUUAUGGCAUUGCUGGGGCAGGCACUGAAGUGGCAACAGCAUCAGGGCCUGCUUCCUCCUGGGAUGACAAUUGACUUGUUCAGAGGCAAAGCAGCUGUGAAAGAUGUAGAAGAAGAAAAGUUCCCCACACAGCUAAGCAGACAUAUAAAGUUUGGGCAGAAGUCCCACGUGGAGUGUGCUCGGUUUUCACCUGAUGGUCAGUAUCUGGUCACUGGCUCAGUGGAUGGUUUCAUUGAAGUAUGGAACUUCACUACUGGGAAGAUUCGGAAGGAUCUGAAAUACCAGGCACAAGAUAAUUUUAUGAUGAUGGAUGAUGCAGUGUUGUGCAUGUGCUUCAGCAGAGACACAGAAAUGCUAGCAACUGGAGCACAGGAUGGAAAGAUCAAGGUGUGGAAAAUCCAGAGUGGUCAGUGCCUGCGGAGGUUUGAACGAGCCCACAGUAAAGGUGUUACGUGCCUCAGUUUUUCUAAGGACAGCAGCCAAAUUCUUAGCGCUUCUUUUGAUCAGACAAUCAGGAUUCAUGGUUUAAAAUCUGGCAAAACUUUAAAAGAAUUCCGUGGCCAUUCCUCCUUUGUCAAUGAAGCUACUUUUACCCAGGAUGGUCACUAUAUUAUCAGCGCAUCCUCUGAUGGCACAGUGAAGGUUUGGAAUGUGAAGACGACAGAGUGCUCAAACACCUUCAAAUCUCUUGGCAGCACAGCAGGAACAGACAUUACUGUCAACAGUGUCAUUCUGCUGCCUAAAAACCCAGAACACUUUGUUGUUUGCAACAGAUCAAAUACAGUCGUCAUUAUGAACAUGCAGGGUCAGAUUGUAAGAAGUUUUAGCUCUGGUAAGAGAGAAGGUGGUGACUUUGUCUGCUGUGCGCUUUCUCCUCGUGGUGAAUGGAUCUACUGUGUCGGUGAAGAUUUUGUGCUCUAUUGCUUUAGCACAGUGACUGGCAAGCUGGAGAGGACACUGACAGUUCACGAGAAAGAUGUCAUCGGCAUUGCUCAUCACCCUCACCAGAACCUGAUUGCCACUUACAGUGAAGAUGGCCUCCUCAAGCUCUGGAAGCCCUAACUUGAUUUCACAACAACCUGUGAAGUGUGCCUGUUGUUUGCAGGGUGUUGACAUUUGUACUUUUGCAAGGUCUAAAUGAACAGAGCAUGAUAGUUGCUCAAUUUUAAGUUCAGUUUUACAGACAAUAACAUUUCUAUUUCUUGGUCAGAAGUUAGCUAGAUUUAUGCUAGGUACAGCAUCAGUUGAUUUCAAAUACUCCUAUUUUUAACAGAUUAGCCAAAGCAACUUCUGUGCGAAUGAUUGCUCAAUCUCCUGAAGUGUGUACUCAUAAGCUCUUCAUAAAAGUGAAUGAGCUAGAAAUUAAACAUACAACAGGUUACCAGAAUACAGGACAGUACUUUUUUUUUUCAGUCAAUGAUAUGGGGAUAAGAAGGCUUUAAAUGAUAUGGGGAUAAGAAGGCUUCCUACUUUCUACUGCUGAAAUGAAAGCAGUUUUCCUGGGAUGUAGAUAGAAUACUCUGUCCUCUGCUUGAUGACAGAAGCUUUUCUAGUCCAAUAUGUUUUGCUGUGUUUCAUUUUCAUUAUGCGUAGUCAUAUAGCUUCCUCAGAAUAAAACACUUUUUUCUUCCCAAUUUCAUAGGUUGUUCCUUUAUAAAACUGCCUGAUGUGGCAGUGAAAUGUAUUUUGGUUUCUACUUGAUAUUUGUCAUUUGUUUUCAUUUGCUUUCAGGCUAGAAGGAAUUAUCUGGGUGUAUACUGUCUUCAGACCAGUUUUAACUAAAAUAGGCCUCAGGAUCAGCAUUCUAAAACAGGCCUGCUUUACACAGACCAAGUCCCUGGUGCAGUGGUGUCGCACAUAUAUUAAUACCUUGAAUAUCAACUUGUCUUCCUUUUUUAAAAGGGCAUGGCAUACUCAAGUGGGCCUAGUUAAUGAUAACAGCGAUGCUUAGGUCCCACACUAAGGUAGAAUAAUCUCAGGCUCUUCCAUUUGGAACAGAUGUUUGUUUGAGAUGCUGGCUAGUGCAAACCAUUACGAAUGUUCACCAGAACCUUCUAAAAUCUGACAAUAGCUUUUCUAGGAUGCAGCUAAAAUAAAUGUUUUGUAUGUAAUGAUUGGACAAAUGCAUGUAGAUCUGAAUCUGCAGCACUUCCUGUUUUUAUCUCUUGUAGAAUGCUUUCUUUCAAACAGUAAUAAGUUUUUGUGACUUAAUAAGCGAGUUCCAAGUUAACCUCACCAUCUUCCUCAUCUGAUGGGCAUGACCCUAGUGCAAGUAUUGACUAUCAGCCAGGGACUAACCCGUCAUCACUGACCCAUGUGUGUGAUUGGUAUAAAGAAAUGCAAAGUAAUGUUAGCAUAACUUCUCAUACAGCACUGCUUGUUCACUGCAAAUCUAGAUUUUAGUUCUAUGUUAGCUGUAAUGUUUUAUUUCCUAAACUGUUUUUUACUCCCUUAUAGGUAUAGCAAUAAAGUUAUUUUUUAGGUAGCAAAAGGUGAUUAUUUUUUUCUGCCUGAAAAUACAAUGGUGCAUUGGAAACGUCUGGCAAUAUUUUUAUCUGACUUGUUUCUGACUUCCCUUUCACAUUACAUGGAACUGCUAAUCCUCAAACGACUGAAUGAUAUCUUACACUGUUCUUUGAAAGAAAAGUCAUUGUAUCAAAUAGAACUGUCUGUGCACAUCCUGAGUGUUUAAAGAUUUUAAGUACUUUUUCAGAGGAAAUCUGGCCUUUCUUACGUUUUUAUUUAGAAGUAUUACAGUUUAUUGCCUCAACUGCCCAGAUGAAGCAGGAAAUGAUAUGUACUAAUGCUUGUGAAAGGACCAUGGCAUGACUUUUACCUCCUUGGCUGUGGCUGUAAUAUGUACAAUUACUGACACGGGGCAUGAAAGUGUAACAGUAAUCUUGAAAAUACUCCUAAUUGUUUUUUAAUGUAAUCUUGGAAGAGAUUUUAUCUCUGGAGAAUUAGCCAGGUGUUAUGUGUUUUUUAUCUGAAUAUAAGAUUUCAACAAGACAACCUUGAAUGCUUUUAUUAGCAUUAAAGAAAGCAUUCUUCACUUCUUCA
This is a messenger RNA of Gallus gallus (chicken), 3550 nucleotides long. It is a transcript of the gene SMU1, whose product is annotated as DNA replication regulator and spliceosomal factor. Gene Ontology annotation, biological process: mRNA splicing, via spliceosome. NCBI's taxonomy places the organism in Eukaryota, Metazoa, Chordata, Aves, Galliformes, Phasianidae. Gene Ontology annotation, cellular component: precatalytic spliceosome. The transcript is spliced from 12 exons. The coding region runs from base 11 to 1552 and encodes 513 amino acids. The record is from RefSeq and is marked provisional. Gene Ontology annotation, molecular function: protein binding.